Molecule: messenger RNA, 3225 nt
Organism: Pararge aegeria (speckled wood butterfly)
Lineage: Eukaryota; Metazoa; Arthropoda; Insecta; Lepidoptera; Nymphalidae
Exons: 1
Coding region: 1-3225 (1074 amino acids)
Biological process (GO): DNA integration
Molecular function (GO): nucleic acid binding
Source: RefSeq, a predicted model, not a curated record
AUGCCUUACGGAAAAAUUGAAAGUUUCGAUUUGUCAUCGCGAAAGUGGACGAUAUACGUAAAUCGUGUAAAACAAUUUAUCGCCUUGAACGGAAUUAAAAAUUCUCUGCAUGUUGCCACGUUAAUAACCGUAGUUGGAGAACCAACCUACGAUUUGAUGUGUGAUUUGUGCGCGCCCGAUAAACCGGAGGAUAAAACGUUCGACGUACUGGUUGAAAUAGUAAAGAAGCAUCUAGAACCCAGGCGUUCGGAAAUCGCAGAACGGCAUAUCUUUCGUCAGCGGCGACAAAAGCCGGGUGAAGAUUUGAGUUUGUAUUUACAAACCCUUAAACAUCUGGCUAGUACGUGCAAUUUUGCUGAAAAAUUGGAAGAAAAUUUAAGAGACCAGUUCGUCUCGGGGCUUGUUAACGACGAGAUGCGAAGUCGUAUAUUCGCGGAAACGGACUUGAACUACAAGAGGGCAGUGGAAUUGGCGCUGGCGCUGGAGACGGCGGAGCGGCACGCGGAGGCAAGCGGCUCGGGCGGCACGGCGCCGGGCGCGGGCCCGAACGGCGCGGCGGUCGCGGGUGGCGCCGGCGCGGCUCCUGUACAGGUGCAUAAGCUGGACGCGGCGGACAGCGGCGGGCCGCGCGGCGCGCGUCAACGGCAUUGUUGGAGGUGCGGGCGGCAGCACCCGGCCGAAAGGUGCAAGUUUCGGCAAUAUACUUGUGAUCUGUGCAUGGCGAAAGGCCAUUUAAAGAACAUGUGCAAAAAUGUGAGUGAGCGUCCUAGUCAGUUUACGAAGAAGAAGAAGAAUAAGCUUUUUUUAGAAGCUGAAACGGAGAACGACGAUAGUGAUUUUUAUAACAUACAGGUUGAUGGCGUUGCGGAUAAACCGUAUGUAGUACAAAUUUUUAUACAAAGUGUACCUAUAAAUUUUGAAGUCGAUACGGGUAGUAAAAUAUCAGCAAUCAAUGAACAUAUGUUUAAAAUGUAUUUUCAAUCUUGUGAAGUGUUUGAAUGUAAUUUAACCUUAAGGUCCUAUACGGGGAAUGUGAUCAAACCCAUCGGUUUUAUUAGAGUUCUAGCGCGGUAUGUUAAUUGUAAUGGCGAGGAGCGCACGGCGCGGGCGCUACCGCUGUACGUCAUACCGGGCGGUGGUCCGCCGAUACUAGGCCGGGCGUGGCUGCGACAUUUACAGCUGAAUAAUAUCAGCAUAAGGUUAAAUCAUUUGGGACAACCGAACACGGUUAAUGAGACGGAGCAGAUAAUUUUAAAUUUUAAACAAGAAUUUUCUGAUGUUUUUGCCCCCGGAUUGGGUACUUGUACUAAAAAGUUUUCGUUACGGCUGAAAGAUGAUGAACCAGUUUUUCAUAAAGCACGCAAUCCAACGCUAGCGUUGCGUGAACCUGUAGAAAAGGAGAUUCAACGUUUAGUUAGUCAGGGCACUAUUGUCAGAGUGGAAAAUUCGGAUUAUGGGACCCCAAUCGUCCCCGUUAUCAAGAAAUGUGGCAGUAUUCGAAUAUGCGGUGACUAUGAGGUCACUAUCAAUCCUAAAUUGAAGCGCGAACCGUACCCGUUGCCGCGUAUUGAAGAGUUGUAUAGCAUACUGAGCGGAGGGAUUUUUUUUAGUAAGAUAGACUUGGCUCACGCUUACGAACAGGUAAUUUUAACCGAGGAUUCCCGACCGUGCACAGCAAUCAGUACACAUGUAGGCACUUUUCAGUAUAUUCGUACCCCGUACGGUUUAAGUUGUAUAACGAAAAAAUUCCAAAAGAUGAUGGAGGAAGUAGUAAGAGGGGUACCGAAUACGGUCGUAUUUUUGGAUGACAUUUGCGUUGCGGGUGCUGACUUUAAAAGUCAUCUCCGGAACUUGCGUGAGGUAUUUCAGAGGUUGCAAAAAGUAGGGCUAAGAAUCAAGUUUGAAAAAUGUGAAUUCUUUAAAUCAGGCGUCUGCUACCUCGGUCAUAUUAUCGACAGGGACGGCCUACGGCCGGACCCCAAGAAGAUCAGAGCCAUUGCCGAAUCACCCCGUCCCACUGAUGUUCAACAGCUCAAGGCGUUGGUAGGUCUCGUUAACUAUUACGGAAAAUUUAUACCUAAUCUGAGUAAUUUAUUACAUCCACUUUACGAGCUAUUUAAAAAAAAUCGUCCUUGGAACUGGAGUGCAAAUUGUGAAAUGGCCUUAAAGAAAGUAAAAAAUAUUUUACUUAGCGAUAAAAUCUUAGCUCACUACGAUCCCACCUUGCCUAUAGUGUUGAGCGUGGACAGCAGUGCUUACGGGGUCGGGGCGGUGCUGGCGCACCGGUACCCGGACGGCUCGGAGCGACUGAUAUGCUGCGCGUCGCGAACUCUGAACGCGGCGGAGAAAUCGUACAGCCAGCUCGAUAAGGAGGCACUGGCGAUAUUUUUCGGUGGCACAAAGAGUCACCAGUACCUUUAUGGUAGAAGUUUUGUUAUUCGUACGGAUCAUAAGCCUUUGUCCUAUAUUUUCGGAGAGAAACUGGGUAUCCCACAGACGGCAGCCAGCCGCUUACAGCGGUAUGCCGCUCGGUUGGCCGCUUACGACUAUACCGUAGAGUGGGUCAACUCUGCACAGAACGGGCCCGCGGACUGUCUCUCGCGGUUGCCAUUACCUCAGAACGGCAAUGAUAACUCUGUGGAUGCAUAUUCAUAUCUGUGUUUUUUAGAAAGCGCGUUCCCUGUGAAUCAUAAAGACAUAGCGGAGGCGGUUAAAAUAGAUCUCGUUUUGCGAAACGUUUAUAAAUAUAUAAUUUUCGGUUGGCCUUCAAAUACAGAUGUCGUUCAAGAAAAGCCUUAUUUUAAUCGCAAAGAUAAUUUGUACGUAGACUCUGGUUGUAUUAUGUAUAACUAUAGAAUAGUCAUACCGCCCAAGUUCCGCCAAUAUAUUUUAAACGAGUUACAUGAGGGUCAUUUAGGGGUUGUCAAAAUGAAAAACACAGCCCGGAGCUACGUAUAUUGGCCGGGCUUGGACGGUGACGUUGAGCAAAUAUGUAAAAGCUGCGCGGCGUGCCAGCAGCAGCGCGACGCGCCACCGCACGCGCCGCUCACGCCCUGGGAGUUCCCCGCGCGGCCCUGGCAGCGCUUACACGCCGACUUUGGGGAAUACAACGGGAAACAUUACUUAAUUAUUGUUGAUGCGUACAGCAAAUGGAUUGAAGUUUUUCAAUUAAAUAGUACUGCUGCGAAGUUCGUAAUUUCUAAAUUUAGAGAAAUAUUUGCUUGA